GAAGACCCCAGGGGGAGGAGCAAGGGGGGAUCCUAGCGCUGAGCUUUCUCCCCUCCCCUGCCCCCGCGGGGCGCACAGGCAUGGAUGUGCUCAGCCCUGGCCAGGGCAACAAUACCACCUCAGCAGAGGGUCCCUUCGGGGCAGGGGGCAAUGCUACUGACAUACCCGACGUGACCUUCAGCUACCAAGUGAUCACCUCGUUGCUUCUGGGCACGCUCAUUUUCUGCGCUGUGCUGGGCAAUGCGUGCGUGGUGGCCGCCAUCGUCCUGGAGCGCUCCCUGCAGAAUGUAGCCAACUAUCUCAUCGGCUCACUGGCCGUCACCGACCUCAUGGUGUCGGUGCUGGUGCUGCCCAUGGCAGCUCUCUACCAGGUGCUCAACAAGUGGACGCUGGGCCAGGUCACCUGUGACCUGUUUAUCGCGCUCGACGUGUUGUGCUGCACGUCAUCCAUUCUGCACCUGUGCGCCAUCGCGCUGGACAGAUACUGGGCCAUCACUGACCCCAUCGACUACGUGAACAAGAGGACGCCCCGGCGCGCCGCUGCUCUUAUUUCUCUCACUUGGCUCAUUGGCUUCCUCAUCUCCAUCCCACCCAUGCUGGGCUGGCGCACCCCCGAAGACCGCUCGGACCCCGACGCCUGCACCAUCAGCAAGGACCAGGGCUACACUAUUUACUCCACCUUUGGCGCUUUCUACAUCCCGCUGAUGCUCAUGCUGGUUCUUUACGGGCGCAUUUUCCGAGCCGCGCGCUUCCGCAUCCGCAAGACAGUUAAGAAGGUGGAAAAGAAGGGAGCAGACACCCGCUGUGGGGCCUCGCCAGCGCCGCAGCCUAAGAAGAGCGUGAAUGGAGAGCCAGGGAACAGGGACUGGAGGGGGGGCGUGGAGAGCAAGGCAGAGGGUACUCCUUGCUCAAAUGGCGCGGUGAGGCAGGGCGACUACGGCGCCGCCCUGGAGGUGAUCGAGGUGCACCACGUGGGCGACUCCAAAGAACACAUUCCGCUGCCCAGUGCGGCCCCCAGCGCGCCCGCCUUUUUCGAGAGGAAAAAUGAACGCAACGCUGAGGCCAAGCGCAAGAUGGCCCUAGCUCGCGAAAGGAAGACGGUGAAGACGUUGGGCAUCAUCAUGGGCACUUUCAUCCUCUGUUGGCUGCCGUUCUUCAUCGUAGCCCUGGUUCUACCCUUCUGCGAGAGCAGCUGCCACAUGCCCACUCUGUUGGGCGCCAUAAUCAACUGGCUGGGCUACUCCAACUCUCUGCUCAACCCUGUUAUAUACGCCUACUUCAACAAGGACUUCCAAAACGCGUUUAAGAAGAUCAUUAAGUGCAAGUUCUGCCGCCGAUGAUAGGGGAGUAGCC
Trichechus manatus latirostris (Florida manatee) is the source of this 1353-nucleotide messenger RNA. RefSeq names its product 5-hydroxytryptamine receptor 1A (gene HTR1A). Gene Ontology annotation, molecular function: G protein-coupled serotonin receptor activity; dopamine neurotransmitter receptor activity, coupled via Gs. The transcript has a single exon. The record is from RefSeq and is a predicted model, not a curated record. Gene Ontology annotation, cellular component: plasma membrane. Gene Ontology annotation, biological process: G protein-coupled dopamine receptor signaling pathway; adenylate cyclase-activating adrenergic receptor signaling pathway; regulation of hormone secretion. Bases 81 to 1340 code for a protein of 419 amino acids. Lineage: Eukaryota; Metazoa; Chordata; Mammalia; Sirenia; Trichechidae.